Molecule: messenger RNA, 936 nt
Organism: Emiliania huxleyi CCMP1516
Lineage: Eukaryota; Haptophyta; Isochrysidales; Noelaerhabdaceae
Exons: 1
Coding region: 18-494 (158 amino acids)
Source: RefSeq, a predicted model, not a curated record
CGACCGCCCCUUCUGCAAUGCUCGCCGUCCUCUGCUCCAGCGCCCUCUCUUCGAGCGGCGACGCCUUCUUCAAACUCUCGACGACCCGCGCCCUGCCGGCGGCUCGCCCUCUCUCGCCGCACGUCAACCUCGCCACGUCACCGCAAAUCUCUGACUCCAUAGACUGGGAGCAGAUGGGCUUUGCGCGUGCGGUCCGCAUUCGUCACACCAGCGCCGAGCCCGCCCCGGCUACACCCAUCGACCUCUCGGCAGCCUGCGACUCCCAGCCGGACGGCUGCGACUGGAACGAGAUGGGCGCUGCGCUGCUUCUUCGCUCCCCUCCAUCUCCAAAGCGCGCCGCCGCUGUCUCCGUCGACCUUGCGCCGCGCGGCAUCGGUCGAGCGGUGGCGGGCAUCCUCGGGAAGCGGCGCCCUCGGCGAGACGCGGAGCGCGUCCGCGACCUCCGCUUUGCGUACGCAGUCGGAGUCGAGGAGAAGCGGCGGCUCGGGCUGUGAGGAACCCAAGUGGCGGGGCGGGAUGGGUGAGGGGGGGGGGGGGGGGGCUUGACACUUCUCGCUGCGGCCGCCGCGUCGCGAGGCGCGCCCGGAGGCCGGAGCGGCCCCUCCUGGCCGCUUGGCUUGGCAUGGGUGCGUGCUCGGGGGAGCAAGCCCUUGUUUUUCCACGGGGAUGAUGAGGCUGGAUUGAGGAUUGGAGGCGGACUGCUGUCUGCGGUGAGGAAUGCGGACAUGGGAGGCGGCUCUGACGGGGCAUGACCAUAGGCGGCCGCCCUGUUGCCGCGGCAAGUGGAGGAGCUGCCCAAGCAGGAUUGAGCAUGGUCGAUGGUGGAAGUGAGCAUGUGGGAUUGACAUCAUGUGCACGCGUGCUCUCCCUGUCGUGUCGAGCGAGAUCCCCCGUCCUUUUGGGGUGCGUUCAGAUUCUGAAGAGUUACAGGCGAGG